Colletotrichum graminicola M1.001 is the source of this 7137-nucleotide messenger RNA. Its product is annotated as beta-ketoacyl synthase domain-containing protein. Gene Ontology annotation, molecular function: fatty acid synthase activity; oxidoreductase activity; 3-oxoacyl-[acyl-carrier-protein] synthase activity. Gene Ontology annotation, biological process: secondary metabolite biosynthetic process; fatty acid biosynthetic process. The record is from RefSeq and is a predicted model, not a curated record. Bases 1 to 7137 code for a protein of 2378 amino acids. The transcript is spliced from 8 exons. Lineage: Eukaryota; Fungi; Ascomycota; Sordariomycetes; Glomerellales; Glomerellaceae.
AUGCCCAAGUCUCCCAUUGCUGUUGUCGGGCUGGCAUGUCGCCUCCCGGACGAAGCUUCUUCUCCGGAGGAAUUCUGGAAGCUGCUGCUAGAACAAAGAGAUACACUCUCGGUGCCUCACAAUCGAUGGAACACGGAUGCAUUCCACCACCCUGGGCGCAACAAGCCGCAAACCAUUGCGGCGAGGAGCGCCCAUUUCUUAAAGAGAGACGUGAUGGCAUUUGACGCAGCCUUUUUCAACAUCAACGCUAGCGAGGCCGUCGCCCUGGACCCCCAACAGCGCUUCGUGCUCGAGGUCACCUACGAAGCCCUGGAGAGCGCCGGCCUCACCAUGGCCGGCGUCUCGGGCUCACGGACGGGUUGCUACGUUGGCUUCUCGUCCUGCGACUACCGCGACUCCAUCCUCCGGGACACGGAGACGUCGCCCCGCUACACCGACCUCGGCACCCACGCCGAAAUGCUGUCUAACCGCACCUCGUGGUUCUACAACCUGAAGGGCCCUAGCAUGACAGUGUCUACGGCCUGCUCGUCCAGCCUCGUCGCCGUUCACAUGGCAUGCCAGAGUCUGUUGGCCGGCGAGACCGACUUGGCCGUCGCCGGCGGCGUGAAUCUCAUGCUGAACCCCGAGUGCGGCAUCUACCUGAGCAGCCUGACCAUGAUCUCUCCCGAAGGUCACUGCAAGUCGUUCGACGCCUCCGGGGACGGCUACGGCCGCGGCGAGGGCUGUGGCAUGGUCGUUCUCAAGCGCCUCGACGACGCCCUCAGGGACGGCGACCCCAUCCGCGCUGUCAUCCCUGGCACCGGCGUCAACUCGGACGGCUUCACUCAGGGGUUUACCAUGCCCAGCUCCGAGUCGCAGGCGGCGUUGAUCAGAGACGUGUACGAGGGUGCAGAGUUGGACAUGAGUGACACGCAGUUUGUCGAGUGCCACGGAACUGGGACGAAGGCCGGCGAUCCCAUUGAGACGAGAGCAAUCUAUGAGACACUCGGCAAGAAAGCAAGCAGCUCGCAGCCGCUCAUCAUCGGCAGCGUAAAACCCAGCAUUGGCCACUUGGAGGGCGCAUCCGGCGUGGCGGCGCUCAUCAAGUCGAUCCUGGCCCUCGAGAAGGGAUACAUCCCGCCGCAGAUGUUCUUCAGCACACCUAACCCCAAGAUCCCGCUGCGAGAGUGGAAUCUCUCGGUCCCGACAGCCCUCAUGCCGUGGCCCAAGACGAACGGUCCCAGGCGGGCGAGCAUCAACAACUUUGGUGUCGGCGGGACCAACUGUCACGUCAUCAUCGAAGAAGGCAUCCCCCCCCGGGGCCGGCAGCACCAGCCCGCUCUAGACUCCUCGGCAGCAGCUGCGCACGACAGGAAAAAGCGCCUCUUUGUCAUCAGCAGCCAGGACCAGAAGGGCCUUGUCCGCGUGGCCCAGUCGAUUGCGGACUAUCUCGGCAACAAAUCUACACAUGCCAACGCCACCACCCGUGCCGCCGACCUCGCGUAUACCUUGGGGAACAAGCGCUCGAGGUUCUCGUGGAAGAAGUCUUGCAUCGCUACCGACCUCGAGGACCUGCGAUCUCGUCUCCUUGCGAUGACAAGCGACGGCGCCGUCAGGUCUCACGCCGCCCCGCGCAUCGGCUUCGUCUUCACGGGACAGGGCGCACAGUGGCCGCUGAUGGGCCUUGAACUAAUGAAAUUCGACGUCUACAAAGCCUCUUUCGAAAAGUGCCAGGGCUACCUCGCCGAGCUGGGCUGUUCUUGGGACGCUGCCGAGGAGCUUCGGAGGCCGGCCGAGACAACCCGUAUCAAGUCACCCGAGCUAAGCCAGCCGCUCUGCACCAUCCUCCAGAUCGGUCUCGCCGACCUGCUGAUGUCCUGGGGCGUCCGUCCCGCCAGGGUCGUGGGCCACUCAAGCGGCGAGAUCGCCGCUGCCUACUGCGCUGGCCAUCUAACCGCGCGGGACGCUGUCGAGGUAGCCUACCUCCGAGGCAAGUUCUCCGCAGGCCUUUCCUCCAUGGCCCCCGGGCGGAAGGGUGGCAUGCUGGCGGUCGGCUGCUCGCAGGAUGAGGCCGAGAAGCUCAUCUCCAACGUCACGUCCGGGCGGCUGGCUGUCGCUUGCGUCAACUCGCCCUUCAACGUUACGAUAUCCGGCGACGCCGCCGCAAUCGAGGAGCUGCACGAGAAGCUGCGAGCCACGUCAAUGUUUGCCGCCCGUCUCAAAGUCGAGGUCGCCUACCACUCGGAGCACAUGGAGACCAUCUACCCGGGCUACGUCCAGUCGCUCAGGCACAUCCGUCCAAGCGCGGGCGGCCUUCCGCCGGACGUCCCCAAGGAUGUCAUCACCAUGGUGUCGAGCGUCGAGGCCGCCGAGGUCGACCCGGAAGCGCUCGGAGCAUUCUACUGGGGCCGCAACCUCGUCUCGCCAGUCCUAUUCUCCGAUGCCCUGCGCCAACUUGUCUGUCCGGCCGCCGAGGGGUCCGUCGACGCCGACGGCAGCGCUAGCGUCAUCGACCUCCUGAUAGAGAUAGGACCACACCCCGCCCUGAAGCAGAGCGUAAAGGAAAUACUUGCGACCUCCGGCGUCAAGGGCAUCGGCUACCUGCCUUCCCUGUCGCGGGGCAUGAAUGACGAGGACAUGGCGCUUUCGUUGGCUGGGAACCUCUUCGCGGCGGGGGCAGCCGUGGACGUGUCCAAGGUCAACGGCGACUCGGGCGCGGCCAUGCUCACCGACCUGCCGCCGUACCCGUGGCAGCACUCGCGCAAGUUCGACGCGACCCCGCGCAUAGGUCGCGAGCACAACAUGCGUCCUCACCCGCAGUACGGCCUGCUGGGCGCCCCGAUGCCCUCCGUCAACCCCGACGAGCACGUCUGGCGCGGAUACGUCCGCCUUGACCAGGAGAGUUGGGUGCGCGACCACAAGAUCACUGGCGUCAUCGUCUAUCCUGGGGCGGGGCUCGUCGCCAUGGCCCUGGAGGGAGCGCGACAGCUAGCCGAGGCCGGUCGUGCGGUCCGGGUCUACAAGCUGCGCGACGUCUCCAUCGGGUCGGCUGCCAUCAUGAACGAGGACAGGCCGACCGAGUUUGUCCUCCACGUCCGCCCGCACCUGCUCGGCACCGCCGGCUCCGCGCCGAGCGCGUGGCUCGAAUUCACCAUCUCGUCGUCGGGAGGGCCCGAUAUGCCGCUGCGCCAGAACUGCCGCGGUCUUCUGCGCAUAGAGUAUGAGGCCGAUGACGGCAGCGCUGCGAGCCGCGAAGAGGAAGCCGCCGCCGCCGCCUGUCUAGCCGAGUACGAGGCGGCGGCCGCCGCCUGCGUAGAGGAGCUGCCCAUGAGCGACUUUUACCCUGAUUUGGCCAAGGUCGGGCUCGGGUUCGGCACGACUUUUCAGAACAUGAAGAAGCUCCACUAUCGACCGGGCGAGUCGGUGUACGACCUAGCCAUCGGUGAUCCGGGCGAGUCCUUCGACACGGGGCGCACCGGGCGGCGUACGCACCUGAUACACCCGACGACGCUGGAUUCGACCGCCUCGGCGUCGUUCGCGGCGUGCUACAGGGGUCCCGGGGAGCCGCCUGAAAGGCCGUAUAUACCCGUGUUCAUCAGCGAGUUUGAGAUCUCGGCUGAUAUUCCCUUCGAGGCGGGCACGCCUGUCAAGGGGUUCGCGAGGGCCAAGAGGCGCGGCAUCAACGAGAUGGAGUCCGAAGUCUACAUGUUUGAUAAGGCGCUGUCCAAGUGCUACCUCUCCAUCCGCGGGUAUCGGGCUACCAGCGACAUCGCGUCCGACGCGAGCAGCGCCGGGGAGGACCGGUCAGAGGCGUCGCCGGGUCUGUGUUAUUCCACGCGGUGGGAGACGGCCUUUGGGUUGCUCACCAAUGAAGAGCUCCGCGUCGUUGCUGCGAGUGCCGGGCUGACACCAGACGACAAGCUGGAAAAGAUUGCCCAAAUGAUCCUCCACGAGCACCCCGACACAACCAUACUCGAGGUCCUAGCCAAGCAACACGAGUCUUCGGCCAAGGACAACACGGUGCUAGGCCGUCUCUCGCUGAGCCGGCCGGACCAGGCGAGGCAUGCCGUCAUCGGCGACACGGCAGCGGCAUCCGGCGAUUCGAGCAGAGAGGUUCUGCGGCUCAAGCCCGGACAGCCAGCCGACACCACCUUCGACCUCAUCCUCGCGGGGCAGGCCUGCAGGGACCUGAUGUGCGGCGACGCCGACCUCGGUCUUCUAUUGGAGCACGUCAAGCCCGGCGGGCGUCUCAUCUGCGGGUUCGACUGCGAGGGGCUCGACAAGUCGAAGCUUCCGGAAGGUUGCCGUGUUGACGAUUUGUCCUUGGACGCCGCCGCCGAAGCAGGGAUGACGCUGAUCACUGCUCCCCCGGUCGUUGCGGACCCCGACCCCGGCGCUUUUCCGGUAAAGGGCAAUAGAGUAACCAUAGUGGAGCCGCCAAUGCCGAGCGGCGCCGUUCAAAGGUUCUCGACCGCCUUGGCAGAGCUUCUUCAAAAGACCAAAGGACUCGAGACCAGAACUGUACCCUGGACGCCGGAGCUGGCGACGGCGGUCCUUUCGGAGCGCGUCGUGUGCUUGCUGGAGUUAGAGAAGGCCUCGAUGGACAACCUUUCCGAGCCCGACUUCGGUCUCGUCAAGGACAUGAUUGUCAAGGCGGCGAGUCUGCUGUGGGUGACGGCGCUAAAGAACGACCCGGCGGCGUCCGUCAUCGAGGGCGCACUACGCGUCGCUCGGAGAGAGCUGGGCAACCCCGAGCUCAAGACGCUACAUCUUUCCGGUCUCGAUCGCGGGCCGGAGCUGGCAACCAGGGUGCUCGGCAGCUCCACCAAGGACACCGAGUUCAUUGAGGACGGGAAUGGCAUGCUCAAGGUGAGCAGGGUCUUGGAGGACAACGGACUCAGCGCCGAGGUCGCGUCCUACGCCGGCACGGAGACGCAGAUGGCGUCGAUCAAGACGUGCGGGUUUCCGCUGCGUCUCGGUAUUUCCAGGCCCGGCCUGUUGGACACACUGCGCUUCGGGCCGCAGGAGGACGUGGGCCAGCUCAAGGAGGACGAAGUCGAGAUCCAUAUCAAGGCGUCCGGGAUGAAUUUCCGAGACGUCAUGAUCUCCAUGGGGCUCAUCGCAGACCCCCGUCUGGGCUACGAGGGCGCCGGCGUCGUCCUCAGGACGGGAAGCAAGGUGACCAGCGUCAAGCCAGGCGACCGCGUCAGUGCCCACAUCUUGGGCUCCCACGCCACCAGGGCCCGCACGCUUGACAUCAUGUGCGCCCGCAUGGCGGACGAGAUGUCCUUCGCUGAGGGCGCGUCGUUCCCGUGCGUCUUCACUACGGCCUACCACGCCCUAGUCAACCUCGCCCGGCUACGCGCGGGGCAGUCGGUACUGAUCCACGCCGCGGCCGGAGGCGUCGGCCAGGCCGCCGUUCAGCUGGCCUGCGAUAUGGGCCUCACAAUCUACGCGACGGUCGGAUCUGCGGCCAAGAAGGCUCUCCUGAUGGAGCAAUACGGCAUACAGGAGGCGCACAUAUUCAGCUCGCGCGACUCCAGCUUCGUCAAGGGCGUAAAACGCGUCACCGGUGGCCGCGGCGUCGACUGCGUGCUCAACUCACUUGCGGGUGAGCUGCUCCGUCAAUCUAUGUACUGCCUCGCCCCCCUCGGAACGUUUGUAGAGAUCGGAAGCCGCGACAUCAGUGAGAACACGCGCCUCGACAUGGCCCCAUUCGCUGCUGGCAUCACCUUCACUUCAUUCACCCUUCUUCAGGUCCUCCAGCACGAUCCGGGGCUUAUGGCAGAGACUUGGCGUAAAACCUUUGACCUCGUUCGCAGAAAAGUCCUGCGCCCCCCCUCGCCUUUGACAAUCAUGCCUGUCCAAUCUGUCAAGGAGGCCUUCCGCCUGAUGCAGGGCGGCAAGCACAGCGGCAAGAUCGUUCUCUCGCUCGAGCACGACGGCGACGUCCCCAUCGUGCGGGAUCCCAAGACCGCCCUACAGCUCGACCCAGCCUCCACAUACCUGCUGGUCGGAGGCCUAGGUGGCCUGGGUCUGUCCCUGGCGCAGAUGCUCGUCGACUCGGGCGCGCGCAACGUCGCCUUCAUCUCGCGAUCCGGCGACACGCAACCAUCGGCCAAGGCCGCCAUGGCCGCUAUCUCCGCCUGCGCGCCGGGCAUACAAGCCAGGGCGUACGCCGCCGACGUCAGCGACAAGGUGUCGCUGGCCGACGCUCUCGCUCGCUGCGGUGCCGAGCUGCCGCCGGUCCGGGGCGUCGUCCAGAUGGCCAUGGUUCUGCGCGACGGCGUCUUUGAGCAGAUGUCGCACGACGGCUGGACGGCAGCCAUCCGGCCCAAGGUUGACGGCACCCGCAACCUGCAUGAGCACUUCGGGCCCGCCUAUCCGCUCGACUUCUUCAUCAUGUGCUCGUCCAUCUCGGGCGUUAUCGGUAACCGCGGCCAGGCCAACUACGCCGCAGCCAAUGCCUUCCAGGACGCUCUGGCCUACCACCGCCGCUCGCUGGGCCUGCGCGGCUGCGCCGUUGACCUGGGCAUCAUGCGAGACGUCGGCGUGUUGGCCGAGAAGGGCGCCGCGGGCGACCUGGUCAAGUGGGAGGAGCUGCUAGGCAUCCGAGAGGCCACCUUCCACACGCUCAUGAAGACCAUCAUCAACGGGGAGAUGCGCCGGCCUCCGGCCGCCGAGUUCCCCGCACAGAUCAGCGUGGGCCUUGCCACGGCUGGCGCCUUCGAAGCGGCGGGUCUGACCCUGCCCGAUUGGCUUACGGCGGACGCCCGGUUUGGACACCUAGCCGCCGUGCGCUCCGGGGUUUCUCCAAAAGAUGGGAGCGGCGGGGACGCCGCGCAGACGGCGGUAGCGUCUCUGCCGCGGCGGCUCGCGGGCUCCAGGACCAGGGACGAGGCUGUUGCUGCCGUCAUUGACGGGCUGGUUGAUAAGGUGUCUAAUAUCCUGUUGACGCCGGCGUCCGAGGUAGACCCCGGGCGGCCGCUCUACAUGUACGGUGUAGACUCACUCGUGGCAAUGGAGAUCCGCAACUGGAUUCACCGCGAUGUGAAGUCGGAUAUCGCGCUGUUUGACGUCCUGGAGGCCGUGCCUAUAACUAGUUUUGCGGACAAGGUGGUUAAGCGGUCUAAACUAUGUGUUUUUAAAGAUCUGUAA